AUGUCCGACUUGGUCGCUUUUUUUUCCGUGGUAUGGCAGGCGCGUUGGGCGAUGCGCGUUCGGCGCGAGCGGGCGUGCUGUGCUGCUCGCGAGCGCGCGAGCGUCAAGUCACAGGCAACAGCGGUGGACGUGGCACUUCAAUCCGCCACUCCACUCCCCAUCGCACUGCCUCUAUCCGUGGCGCAGAUAAAUACCCUCGCCUCGCCUCCCUUUCUCUCUCCAUUGCUCAUUCAUUGCACACGCCACGCCACUCAAUGCCAGCCCAAGGCGAACCUGCAGACCUCCCUCUCAUUCCUCCACGGCCCCCCACGCCUUCUACUCCCUCCCUUGCCUGCCCCUUGCCAGCAGGAGGGCGGGCAGCAGGGCAGCAGCGCCUGCCUCAUGGAUGGUCGAGGUCCUUCCCUUCAACCCUCUUCUCAAGGACACAACUUCUCCGCUCGCCCCUGCCCACUCUUCUUCACUGCACCCCCCCACGCCACCUCCACCACUGCUCCAACUUUCAGCUAA
This is a messenger RNA of Closterium sp. Naga37s-1, 507 nucleotides long. The record is from the annotation of a GenBank genome assembly. Lineage: Eukaryota; Viridiplantae; Streptophyta; Zygnematophyceae; Desmidiales; Closteriaceae.